This is a messenger RNA of Glycine soja, 2464 nucleotides long. RefSeq names its product polyamine oxidase 2-like. Gene Ontology annotation, biological process: polyamine catabolic process. Gene Ontology annotation, molecular function: polyamine oxidase activity. The transcript has 10 exons. Gene Ontology annotation, cellular component: peroxisome. NCBI's taxonomy places the organism in Eukaryota, Viridiplantae, Streptophyta, Magnoliopsida, Fabales, Fabaceae. The record is from RefSeq and is a predicted model, not a curated record. Bases 360 to 1823 code for a protein of 487 amino acids.
CGAAACUUGCAAUGCACCUUCUCUCCCAAUCACAGACCAAUUAUAUGAAUGAAUGAAUUUUCUCCGAUUCUCUUUUUCCUUGUCUGAGUUUUCUCGGAAACCAAACCCCGACCAACCUCUCUCUCCCACCUUCGCGAUCCGAUCCAGCUGAGAGUGGUUGGGCUUUGGAAAAAUUAGCUGCAUGAGCUGGUUUGGGAAGCUGCGUUUAUUCUCCAAUUUCAAUUCCUUUCACUUCAUUACUUCUUUGUUAAUUUUUACCCUCCAUUUUUCACCCCAAUCGCGCUCUAAUUCCCUCCAACCCUUAUUGAUCAACGACGGUAAAACUAAUCUCAAUCUUAAUUUCCGGUUUUCGUCACAAUAUGGAGUCCCGAUUCAAGAGUAAUCCCCAAUUACGCAGAGGCCUUUGCUGUGCAAAUGAUGACAAGCAGCAGGAGAGGUCCCCAUCUGUUAUUGUCAUUGGAGGUGGCAUGGCUGGGAUUGCUGCUGCUCGGGCACUUCAAGAUGCCUCAUUUCAGGUUAUUCUUCUAGAAUCACGGGAAAGACCUGGUGGCCGAAUUCACACUGAUUACUCAUUUGGCUUUCCUGUUGACCUUGGUGCAUCGUGGCUGCAUGGAGUUUGCCCAGAGAAUCCACUGGCUCCAUUGAUUGGGAAGUUGGGACUACCUCUUUACCGUACUAGUGAGGAUAAUUCUGUCCUUUAUGACCACGAUUUGGAAAGCUAUGCACUUUUUGAUAUGGAUGGGAAUCAAGUUCCCCAAGAAUUGGUAACAAAAAUUGGUAAAAUAUUUGGAGCGAUUUUAGAAGAGACAAAUAAUGUACGAGAGGAAUUCAGUGAAGACAUGUCCAUACUCCGUGCACUUUCAAUUGUUUUUGAAAGAAAACCAGAAUUGAGGUUAGAAGGGCUUUCCCACAAGGUGCUACAGUGGUAUUUAUGCAGAAUGGAGGGCUGGUUUGCUACAGAUGCUGAUACCAUAUCACUGAAAUGUUGGGAUCAGGAAGUAUUACUACCUGGUGGUCAUGGUCUUAUGGUCAGGGGUUACCAGCCUGUUAUAAAUACCCUAGCCAAGGGUCUUGAUAUUCGCCUGGGACAUAGGGUAACAAAAAUAGUUAGGCAAUAUAAUGAAGUAAAGGUGACAGUGGAAAAUGGGAAAACAUUUGUUGCAGACGCCGCUAUUGUUGCUGUACCUCUUGGGGUGCUGAAGGCAAAGAGCAUAAAGUUUGAGCCAAAGCUACCAGACUGGAAAGAAGCUGCCAUUUCUGAUAUUGGGGUUGGGAUUGAGAAUAAAAUAAUUUUACACUUUAAAAAUGUUUUCUGGCCUAAUGUAGAAUUCUUAGGAGUAGUUGCAGAGACAUCUUAUGGAUGCAGCUACUUUCUUAAUCUCCACAAGGCUAUGGGUCGUCCUGUCCUUGUUUACAUGCCUGCUGGGCAGCUGGCCAAAGACAUUGAGAAAAUGUCUGAUGAAGCAGCUGCUAACUUUGCUUUCAUGCAGCUCAAAAAGAUCCUUCCAGAUGCUUCUUCACCGAUUCAGUAUCUUGUGUCUCGAUGGGGUACAGAUAUUAAUACACUAGGUUCCUAUAGCUAUGAUGCAGUUGGGAAACCACAUGAUCUGUAUGAGAAGCUACGGGUUCCUGUAGACAAUUUAUUCUUUGCAGGGGAAGCAACAAGUAUGUUGUAUACGGGGUCUGUGCAUGGUGCAUACUCUACUGGAAUGAUGGCUGCUGAGGACUGCAGGAUGCGUGUCCUGGAGCGUUAUGGGGAGCUAGAUUUGUUCCCGCCGGUGGGAGAUGUUUCAGUGAUACCCCUCCAGAUCUCUCGUUUGUAAUCUCAGGAGACUUUAUGCAGCCCUCUUCCGGGUGGCAUCCAUUGUCAAAUGUCGUGUGGAAUUCAAUGGGAGGUGCUGUGACUCCCAGAGUAUGAAUAAUCUCGUGAAUAACGCAGAAAUGCGUAAUUUGGAAUGACAUGCACUCACAUUUAGUUAUAGUUGCCAAUAUGGUAACGCAUUGGUUAUUUUCUUUGUUGUCAUUAAGCUCUACCGUUUUUAGGACUUAUUUUCUCAUUGAAGAACUUUGCACAAUCAUUGUAAGUGGACGGUAGGACAGUAUUAGGAUAUAUAUACAUGGAUGUAUGGUUCGUGCCACAAUUCAUCCAGAACAGUAUAUUUUUCAUACGGAACUCAUCGAAGUUGUGAAGUUUUGCUGCUCACAAUAAAUGGAGUUCCAUUAUCAUCGAAAGUGAUUGCAAAAAGUUAGGCAAUAUUAAUAGAAAUUUAACAGAUUGGUCUGAACUAGGUGUUAUUUAUGAGGGCAUAAGAUUAGCAGUCAUUGUUUGAUGAAUGUAUUUUCAACUUUGUUCCUAGGAAGGAACUAAAUUUGCCCACAAGUUGACAAUGGGCACAAUUCUCGGUUGAAGGUUUGGUUUGGUGUUUAUAAAAUGGGUUUAAGGAAUGUCUAUUUUAGUUUAAUU